Messenger RNA from Verticillium dahliae VdLs.17, 597 nucleotides. RefSeq lists its product as uncharacterized. The transcript is spliced from 3 exons. Gene Ontology annotation, biological process: protein phosphorylation. The record is from RefSeq and is a predicted model, not a curated record. Gene Ontology annotation, molecular function: protein kinase activity; ATP binding. Lineage: Eukaryota; Fungi; Ascomycota; Sordariomycetes; Glomerellales; Plectosphaerellaceae. Bases 1 to 597 code for a protein of 198 amino acids.
AUGUCAGACGCAAAGCGCCAUACUCGUUUUAUCGAAGAGGACCUUGUGGAGGCUCGUCCCAAAGGCCCUCCUCCAAGUCCUCUUCAGAGCACUUCGCAAAAGUUAUCCGGCGUCGAAGAACAGUCGGCAUCGCCCCCAAGCCGUUUCCCUGCUAAGCGAACCCAAAAGAGGACAGGGGGGGGGCUUGUGCCAGUACUCGCUGGGUCGCCUUGGAAGCACUAUGAAAAUAGGCACCGCCUAAAGUUCGGCCAUUCCUUUGCCGUUGUCACUUCGACCAUAACACGACGGCCCCGUAUGAUCCGUUCGAUCACGGGGCCUAGCAGCGACGAACAGAUACAUCGCCUCCGCCACCUGUUCCAUCCGAACAUUGUCGAAAGCCUGAAGCUCUACACCUGCCCACAGGAGGGUUACUUCCUCGUUUCCGAGUUUCUGCCAACCACCCUCGAGCAUCUCUACCAAGCGCCGAUCUACCCCACCGAGCCAGAGCUCGGUUCCAUCUUACACCAGGUCCUUACCGGUAUCAACUUUCUGCUUACUAGCGGUCUAGUCUAUGAGCAGGUGUCGGCUGCCAACUUGCUGAGCGCGACACCCUCCUGA